Messenger RNA from Saccostrea echinata, 2553 nucleotides. RefSeq names its product LIM/homeobox protein Lhx5-like. Gene Ontology annotation, biological process: neuron differentiation; regulation of transcription by RNA polymerase II. Gene Ontology annotation, cellular component: nucleus. Gene Ontology annotation, molecular function: RNA polymerase II transcription regulatory region sequence-specific DNA binding; DNA-binding transcription factor activity, RNA polymerase II-specific. Lineage: Eukaryota; Metazoa; Mollusca; Bivalvia; Ostreida; Ostreidae. Bases 569 to 1975 code for a protein of 468 amino acids. The record is from RefSeq and is a predicted model, not a curated record. The transcript has 6 exons.
UAUUACAAGUUUUACAUCAAUAACAAUCGGAAUUGGAAAUCCCUUCCAGUGAAGACAGCUUUCUUCAGUAAAAGCUGCUUGGAAAAAAAGAUAUACGUUUGUUCUGAAGUGUCAAUGAAGUUUUCGAUGUGUUUGAAUGCGGAAAGCGUCUGAUGGUUCCACUAGGCACUGGCACUUUCAUAAAUUGUAUACAUUUUCUUCAAGGAAGGAAGCAAAGGUACCCCAUCUUUGCCGGCGGCUGUAGCGAAUUUAUUAAUAAUGUGCUACUCUCUGAAGUGAUGGUCGGUUAUCUGGAAAUACAAACAUUUGGAAAAACAACAUAAAUCACAAUCUGUUUAAACAUAGAUUUUUUAUUCUCGAUCCAUAAUUUGAAAUAUUCCCGUCAUGCGUGAGUGGCUGAGUACAUGCUAGCCAUAAAUUCAGUCUGGCUGGAUUUGCAUAUGGAUAUUAACUUAUGAAAUUCAUCAUUUUACGAUAUUAAUUCAUUAAAUAUUACAAUAAUAAUUGAUAAUAUUUUGCGAACUGUUAUCACCUAAAAUUAAACCUGGCGAUUGGAGGACAUAGCACUAUGGUGCAGUGCGCCGCAUGUGACCGACCAAUUCUGGACCGAUUCCUCCUGAACGUGUUGGACAGGGCAUGGCAUGCUAAGUGUGUACAAUGCUCGGACUGUAAAAUAACUCUUACGGACAAAUGUUUUUCUAGGGAUGGAAAACUGUAUUGUCGAAACGAUUUCUUCAGGCGGUUUGGGACCAAAUGUGCUGGGUGUACACAAGGAAUCUCCCCGAAUGACUUGGUCAGAAGAGCAAGGAACAAAGUUUUCCAUCUGAAAUGUUUCACAUGUAUAAUUUGUCGAAAACAGCUUUCUACUGGAGAGGAACUCUAUGUCAUGGAUGAAAAUAGAUUUAUUUGUAAAGAAGACUAUAUUUCAAGCAAACUACAAGGUUCCUCAGACAUUGAAGAUGAAGACUUGGACGUCGCGCUAGAACACCAAACAUCUCUGUCUGAUAAAGAUUUCAGCAUAGACGGUGAUAACAAUACAGAUAUAGACUCCAAAGAAAACAUCCUUACUAGUGUUCCAAAUAAUAACAAUAUAAAUAAUAAUAACAACCUCAACAAAAGUAGCUCUUUGAAUUCCCUUCCCUCAAGUCCGGAUCCUCUUAAAGACGAUACAGCACUUUUAAAAAUAUCAUCGGAUUCUAAUCAUAGUACUCAAAGCUGUGAUACCAACGGAAAUUCCAUUCCGACUAAUAACACUCUGACCCCGGACGGAGACCGUUCCGGCGAAGAAAUGAAUGACAAUGCCAAUGGAGGUUCCAGUGCAGGGGCCAAAAGACGGGGUCCCAGAACAACCAUCAAAGCCAAACAACUAGAAACCUUGAAGGCGGCAUUUGCCGCAACUCCAAAACCAACUAGGCAUAUACGAGAACAAUUAGCACAAGAAACAGGGCUUAACAUGAGAGUAAUACAGGUAUGGUUCCAAAAUAGAAGAUCAAAAGAGAGACGAAUGAAGCAACUCAGUGCCCUCGGUGCUAGACGUCACUUUUUCCGAAAUCCCAGACGCAUGCGCGCACUUCGAGCUGGAAUGUCACCCAAUGACUUAGACGAUGGGGACAUGAUGGCGGGUCCAGGUUUUGGAUAUUUUUCUGAAAAUGGACAAGAUUUUUACCCUGGUUACCAAGGAUAUAAUGACUUUUUUCCUGGCCAAGGGGAUGGGGGUCCCCCACCAAUGAAUUUCCUCCCCCCUACAUCUCAAGGAACACCUCCACUAUCUAUGGAACAGUCUCUUCAUCACAACAAUAACAUGGGCCCUGAAGCACAAUUCCUGCCAGGGGACAUGAUACAUCCUUCGUCUUCCCCAGAACCAAUUCCAAUGCACGCGCACGAUGGGCCUUUCAGACAUGGCGGGCCUCCAAGUUCCCUUGCAGGAAAUUUCUCGUCCCUUUCACAUCCGGAAAUGGCGGGAGAGGCGUGGUGACCUUUGAAUCGUGCAUAAACUCUCCUUGACGUGUUUCCAUUCCACACACUCUUUUAUAAUCAUAAACUAUUGAAUACUUUGUGUAGAUGUAUGCAUGAGAUGGAGUGAAUUUAUUUAUGGAGUGAAAAUGAAUCAUGGGUAGUUCUUACCCAUCUCCUAAUAAGUGUUUUGUUUGUGAAUGUAUUAUAGUACGCUGCCAUUGUAGUAUUUAAGUUAUAGAUCUUUUUUUUAAGAACCAAUGAUUUCAGAUUCUGUUUUUCCAUCGUGGGUGGUUGGAAAAAAUAUAACGUUCUUUUUAUGAAGUAUACAUAUUCAGUCUACGGUGACAAGUACUAGAAAAAAAGCAACAUAUGUUCCUUUUGUUUUUGUUUUUAUUGUCUGAUAAAUUUUAUUUUGGAGUGAAUGUAUUUAAUGAUACUUCUCCAUUUUCAGUCCCAUUUUGUCUGUGUUGUAAGCUUGUUUGUAUAAAACGAGAUCUCAAAAUAAAACACUAAUUUGUCAUGCCCAUGAAAAAUACGAAGAUAUAUUAAAUAUUGAAAUCAUCGAUUUAUGAUGAUCAAUAAAUGUCUCAAAUCUUG